UCGUCUUUAGGUAUCUGUGUCGUUUGCUCUUUUUUUUCCACUUCCAAUGACAUCGGAUUGACAAUGGAGUGCCAGCACUGUAGAUAGCAUGUUUGCAUUUUCGAAAAUUAAGUUCACACUGUACUUCCUCUUCAUCUAGACUUAUUGCUGCACGUGAUACUCUAGUACCUACCUACUUGCGUGAUUAAUAUUUAUCAGUGCAUUUUGUGAAAGUGUCGCUCAUUAGUUAUUCGUCUUCAGUUUCGUGUGUGCAUAGUGUGUACAUUUUCUUAUAUCUUGUGAAAUAAGGUACUUAAAUAAAUUAAAAGUGUUUGGAGUUGGAAAUGAUCAUGUCCAGAGGAAAACAAAGAAUUGAGGUUACAAGGUUUAUGAGAGUGCAAAGAGGGAAAUUUUAAUCAAUGCAUCAAUAAAAAACUGAUUCAAAAAUGUUUGAAUCACCAAGAAGUUUGCAAGAAGUCUGCAUUGACUAUAUCUGUGAUAAUGUUAUGGCACUCUGUGAGUACCACCCCCAAGAAAAUGGGGGUGGUUCUUCUUCGUCCUCUUCCGGCUGUAUUUCCACUUCAUCCGUAGUAUAUGAAGAAGAAAGUUGCAGUGUGGGAGAAGGCACCUCAGAUUCCUCUCAAGGUGCUUUGCCAACCAGUUCAAGUAGUCAUAAUUCCGCUAAUAACUCAACCAGACUUAGUUUCAAAGAUCCAGAUAUCUUUUUGCCAACAGAGAUUUCGGAGCAACUGCUAUACAGUUUGUGUGAAAGAAGUAAACUCUCCGAUUUUACAAUCACACUCUUUGAUUCGAAAACCACGAGACUAAGGCACGUUAAGUUAAAAGAUGCAUCAAAUCUCACUGCUAAGGGACUCAAAGUUCUCAAACAACAUAAAAUUGUAGAUUUAGAAGUAAAUGGAUUAAAAAUUACUGUUAAUGAUUUGAUCACUUGUUUGGGUGAAUGGAGUUUGCAAAACCUUAGAUCACUAAGUCUUGCUAGAGGAAGCUUUAUGGAUUGUACAAGAUAUUGUAUCGUAGUAGCUUUAGGUAAAUUACGUUCUCUACAAAUAUUAAAUGUGUCGGGUACUGAAUUCAACAAACAUGGAUUAGAGAUAGUCGUCGAAGAUUUGCCACUGUUGGAAAGCCUUGAUAUAUCGUGCACUCGAGUUGACGAUAUCUCACCAUUGAGAAAGUGCAAGGAUCGAUUGAAAACGCUCUACAUGUAUAAUUUAAAAACAAGUGGCUGUGGAAAUAUGAUAUCCGUAUUGUUGGAAUUGAACGAGCUGAGACAUUUAGAUAUAUCGGACGAGAGAGAUGCGUACGUAUUUGAGGUAUUUGCGCCCGUACGAUCCAAAAUAACGGACUUAUUAAAAGCAACCGAUUGUAUGCCGCAUUUAAUAAGCUUAGACGCAUCAGGAAAGGAUGAUAUUGAUGGCAAGGAUUUAUGGAAUUUCGUGCAAGCGCAUAAACAUUUAAAAUUCUUGGGGCUUGUUCAUUCCGAUGCUUGUUACGAAGACUGUCUGAUGAAUCCUUCAAACAAAAACUUCAGGUCGGAUCUUGUGGUGAGUGGUACAGCGACGGAAUCUCAAAUUUUAGAAGCCUUGAGGCGGUACCCGAACAGGCCAAUUUACGUGCAAAAAUGCCUGUACAAUCUAUUUCGGUUAACUUCCCACUUCAACGAAGCGCGAGUCGACGUUAUAAAACUCGUGAUACCCGGCAUGCGAGCGCAUCCGCAGAAAUUCCGCGUACAAAUGGCUGGUACAGCUUGCCUCUAUAAUCUCACGAAAGGCGAGUUGGCCACAAAAAUUCACCCGUCUGUGCUAAAACAAAUUGUCGAUCUGACAUUGACUGCUAUGGAAUCCUAUCCUAACGAGUUUCAACUUCAGAAAAAUACUCUGUUGACCCUGUGCAGUGAUAGAAUUUUGCAGGAUGUUGCUUUUGAUAAAUACAGAUGCGCUAAACUCGUUAUGAAUUGCUUAUCGGCGUUCAACGAUGCGUCUAUGAAUCGUAUGUCGGUAGCUAUUUGUUCAAUACUGGCCGCUAAAAUAUCAACAAUAGAAACGUCAAUGCUAGGCUCACAACCUCAGUACAUGGCCAAAUUGUUGUCGAUGGUGCGUUCAAAGGUGCAGUCCAAGUCGGUCGAUAUAACGAUGAAAUUCACCUUGAGCGCCCUGUGGAACCUGACCGACGAAAGCGCAACUACGUGCAAAGUCUUUUUGGAGGAGGGUGGCAUGGAGUUGUUCUUGGAGGUGCUAGACAGUUUCCAAGGCGAGUCGAGUGUCGAGACCAAAGUACUGGGACUUCUCAACAACAUUGCUGAAGUGGUUCAUCUGAGACAACGAUUGAUGCAGUCACGUUUUAUCUCGAUGCUCUCACAGCUUCUUGAUUCCAAACACAUCGACGUUUCGUACUUUGCAGCUGGUAUAGCAGCCCACUUGCUAAGCGAUGGGCCUGCUUUGUGGAACACGAUCGCCUCGACUCGUCCCCAAUUAUUGAAUCAGCUGGCACGUGCAGUAACCAACUGGCAGACACCUCAAGGCGAAAUGGUGGCAUAUAGGAGCUUUCAUCCGUUCUUUCCGUUGCUACGCUGCGCCGACGCCUAUCCCGUCCAGCUCUGGGCUGCCUGGGCCAUACACCACGUGUGCACCAAGAACCCUAAACGUUAUUGCGAUAUGCUGGUGCACGAGAAAGGAGUGGAAAUUCUUAAAGAGCUGGAAAACGACAGCACAACUCAGCCGGGUGUGCGAAACCUGUGUCGCGCGAUCCUCGACACUCUGGCGCAACAGCCGUGAUAACACGAUCAAGAGCCUAAACGCCGUGUAGCCUAUUAUCAUUAUUAUCAUUAUUAUUGUCUCUCGUCGUUGAAGCAUGACGAUUGCGAUCAUGCGACUCUAUUAUGAAAAAAAGAAAAAAAAAUGAAAAAAAAAAAAAAAAAAAAGCUGAUGAUCCACAAUCCACGAUCGUUUAGUCAAGAGGGAAAGGUCCGAGAAGCAAUUUGUCGGUUAUGCCUGCAAAAUAUACACGACAACAAUGCUUUUUCUUUUCGAAAUCGCGCGUCGUUAUCAGUCCCACCUUAUUACCGAGCAAAAGCUUACACGAAACGGAUUUAAAAGAAAUUAGAUACUGUUGAUCGAGCAAAAACAUCUCUCACUGGUUGGUAUGCUAGUCAAUUUAUUCUCUUACGAAAAAAAAAAAAAAAAAAAAAAAAA
Molecule: messenger RNA, 3188 nt
Organism: Copidosoma floridanum
Lineage: Eukaryota; Metazoa; Arthropoda; Insecta; Hymenoptera; Encyrtidae
Product: protein zyg-11 homolog B
Cellular component (GO): Cul2-RING ubiquitin ligase complex
Source: RefSeq, a predicted model, not a curated record